Owenia fusiformis is the source of this 1645-nucleotide messenger RNA. The record is from the annotation of a GenBank genome assembly. Lineage: Eukaryota; Metazoa; Annelida; Polychaeta; Sabellida; Oweniidae.
AUGUGUAAAAGAAAAUUAAAGAGACCAUUGGCAGUGUGCCUCUGCACAGGAACCAUACUACUAGUAAUUGUUAAAAUCUUUGAAUUGAACCCACUGUACAAUAUUAAGGACAGGAAUAUACCAACAGAAAUGCCAAAAUUCAAUUUAGCUGAGUUGUCAACAAAGAAAGUCCUCAAAGAAAGACGUGACCAUUUGGAGAAAGUGUGUGCCAAACACCCAAAUAUUUCAAAGCAAAAUAUGCAUGGUGGGUCCAUAAUGGUUGGAAAACAUUUCCCUUUUGUAUAUUGUGACAUCCCAAAGGUAGGCAGUAGCACUUUCAAAAGAAUUCUAUAUAGCCUCGAAAACAACAUAUCCAAUCCUUACAAAAUGAUGGCAAUAAGACUAGGUGGUAAUGUGCGAGAUUAUGCUGUCAAAAAAGAUGACAUAGAUGUAAAAAUAUUGAACAAAAUAGAGAAUUAUACUAGAAUUUUAAUUGUGCGAGAUCCAAUUAGUCGGCUAAUAUCUGCAUAUUGGGACAAAAUGUACAGCAUCAAUCCAACAUUUUGGUGCAAGCAGAGCAUAGUAGGUACUAUAUUCAAUCUUUAUAGAAGUAAUAAAAAAGUGUCAACAGAUAACACAUCAACAUUCACUGGGAUUGGUGACAUGUCAACUAACAAAGAUACAUCAAUUCCUGAAUGCAUAUGUGACAUAUCAUUUAAAGAAUUUUUGGGAUUUAUCAUACAAGAGGAUACUGAAGACAAAGUACUCAACCGACAUUGGCGCCCCCAAUACAAAUAUUGUAACCCAUGCAAGGAUAUAAAAUACGAUGUCAUAGCACAUUUAGAAACUUUCAAUGAAGACACAGAUUUUUUCUUAAAGAAAAUAGGUGCAACUAGCCUACAACAUGAUGAACAUGAAAGUGAUGUCGUAACACGAGAAGUUGACAUUCUACUGAGGGGUUACAUAAAGCUUAAAAAGAAAACUGUGUGUCAAUACAGUAUGCAGGAUUUAAUAGUCAGGGUCUUUCAAGGCCUUGUUGCUAGGGGCUACAUAAGUCGAGGGACAAUGCUACCAGCACUGAAUCCAGAUCCAAGAUUCUACACCAGAGAAAGAUUGUAUGCACUUUUCCUAAAACUUUAUCAAACAUCAAAUGGAUAUAGAAUUAGCAAAGCAGAACUUAGGAGAAACAUGUUAAAACAAGUGCCUAGUGAUAUGAUCAAGAAAAUCUAUGAUAUGUACAAAUAUGAUUUUGAACUGUUUGGUUAUGAAUAUGAAACACAAUAAAAUAUAACUGAAUCAUUUUAUGAUGAUUUCCUUGUUACAGUGUUUGUAACUUGAGCAUGUUGUGAUACUUGGCAGUGACCUCCCCAGCAUUCAAGCAAGUGGGCUCAGCAUCCAGCUGAGAUUUGGUUAACCAGUUUGCAUCCACUAGGAAAUCCAUUUCCACCAACUUGAAAAUGAGGCAAAUCAUAAAAAAUAAUCAUAAUUUGACCUUUGGUCUGAACUGUGAUAUGAGAAUUUUUCACCUGCACCCACUUGAGAAAAAAUCCUGUGGAGAACAUUGCUUGGUAUAUUCAAUGUAAAAUGUACUUACAAUCAAUGGUGGUGCUCUCAUAAUUUCCUGAUGUUUCCUCACUGAACUCAGCAGUCUGGGCAAACUGGUAAA